AAAAAUAUUCCGCGCUUGCAUACAAGUAUAAGCUUCGAUUUCUCAACGAUACCGAUCGAACCGAAUUUUUUCGUAUCCAUGUGCUAAUUUUGUAAGUUCGAUUCUUUAAUUUAUUGUGCGAUUAUCGAAAGUGACAAAUCAUAGGAAGGAUACCCAAUAAAUGUUCUUAGGAUUCAGGAAAUUCAAUAGUAUAUCAUAAUGGGUAACACUCCGAGUAACUUGAGUUAUAAAGAAGAAGAAGAUAUUUGGUGGAGAAAUGGCGUUAUCGAGAAAGGAAUUCCAGAACAAGUAGCAAGUAAUCCUAAGGACUCAUUCCAUAACUUCGCAGAAGAAUUCGAUAGAAAACGAGAUAAGCGAAAACAAAUAUUGGAGCAAAAACGAAAAGAAAUACAGGGUAUAAGAGAAGAGCUUGAUAUUUUAAGGAAAGAAAACGAAAAAUUAAGGAACCAACAAUCCAAUCAACAGAACACACAAGAAAAUGAAGAAUUAGCGUUUUUGAGGCGUCAAAACCAGAGUCUACGUGAAGAAAUACUCGAAAUAAGACAAAGGGAGGAGAGUGUUGAAGACAUAAGGGAGAAAAAUACACAACUGAGAAUAAGUGUUAGUGAAAUGCAAAGUGAAUUACAGAAAAUGAACUCUAGCCUAUUAGAUUUCGAAGAACAGAGGGAAGAUUACAAACGACAUGUUGUUGCUUUAAAGGAUGUCAUUAAAGUUUCUAAAGAAUUGCUGCAAAUACGAGAAACUGAACUCAAAGAUUUGAAAGAGAAAUUGAAAUCCAUAGAGAUAGCCUUCAACGAAAGGGAAGCAUCACUCAUGUCGAAUGAUUUGAAAAAAGAAUACGAGAAACAAUUACAAAACAUUCGAAAUUUGAGAGAACUAUAUGAAGAGAGAAGUAGAACUCACAAACGAGAAACAAGCCUCCUGAAAUCUAACCUUGAAGAUAAAGAAAAGGAAUUAGAGAAAAGUGAACAGAAGAUGAGCGAACUCGAACAGAGAAUUCAAGAUUUAGAAAAGGAUAAUUCCGACAAAUAUGAUACAAUUAAAUCAUUAGAAUCGAAUCUUGGCUUGGUGAAGGCUGAAACAAGGCAAUAUCAAGCCGAAUUGGCAGUAAUCAAUCAGCUCUUCUCGCACAUUCUGUUAGCUUUCCAUAACUCCCCUGAACUGGAUUUCGACAAGCUUCUGAAGAGACUGGAAGAAAAUCAUGACCUUCUCAAAGAUAUCGUCAACAACGAAGUAUCGAGUGAAGUAUCUUCUGCGCUUCCUAAAGUGCUCCUUGAUUUGGUCAAUCAAAUAUCCGGAGAGAAUGAACCUAGUGAAAAUGAGAACUGUGAUAAGAAAAAAGCACUGACAGAAACCGAAACACCUUCUACCUCUUAUAAUCUGAAUAGUCCAGCAGAAAUAGCGGAAAAUCUUCCGAAAGUUUGGCGUGUUCUGAUCGAGCUCUUAAGUCAUCAAUCCGCCAAAGUCUCAGAUCAAACAACUAACGACGAAGAAGACGAAAAUCGGUGCUACAAAACUGUAACAACACCAAAGGGUCCUAGUUCGGUUCUUAGUGUCAGCAAGACGUUCUUCAGGCUUAAAGAACUGAUUGUUGAGAAGAAGACAUUGGAAAAGGAUAUGAACAAUUUGAAACAACUGAACUCACACUUGGAAAGUAGAUUGCAAGAACAGGAAAAGAGGUUUGAAUUCGUCUCUACUGAAUUAUCGAAAACCUGGAACUUUGUGGGAAAAUUACAGAAAGAACAUAAACUUCUGCACACUCAAGAGCAGAUCCUACGUUAUGAGCUAGCCCAGAAACGUAAACUCCUGAAAGAGCUAAAGGAAGAACUGGAAUACAGCAGGGAAAAAUGGCAACAAGCUAGAGAGAAGAAUUCGAAGACUGAGAAGGAAUGGCUGAUACUUAGGAAAGAAUUCGCUGCCCGGCGUAGGACCAUCGUUGAAGACGGUAACAACAGUGUUGAGAGUGGUUUCAGCGAUGAGAGAGAAGGAUCCAGCGAUGAAGAACCUGGAUACGAAACGGACAUAUCUGAAUGUAACGGUAAAGUAGAUGAGACUUGCGAAGAUGAACUGUCGGAAGAAAUUGAACAUGACAACAAAGUUGAAGAAAAUAAAGAAGACAAAUCCUUACCAACUCCAAACAAUAAUGUUCAAGAAGUGCCCAUACUUGAAGACAUUUCAACAGUAGAUCCAGAAGAAACAGAGUCAAGAAAUGAAGGAAGUUUUGAAGUUCCACAAGAUCUGGACGAUCAAACUGAAAACGCAUUCGAAAAACCUGAAGAAAGUGACUUAAGCUCAAUAACUAACUUAGAAAAGGGACUUUCUACCAAAAAAGAAGCAGAUGCUACACUUGCAUCAUCGAAAGACAAACAUUCCGUAGCAAAUGAAGAUAUACCAAUUAAUUCUGGUGCAACAUCAACGAAAUCAUUUGAAGAAAGGCUUGCUGCGAGAGAUGAAAGGCUGAAAAGGCUUGAAGGACAAUGCAAGGCUCUAGUUAGUCAAGUGACGAAUACCUCCAAUAGAAGUAAUGCAAUUUGUACGAAGCUGGAGGAUCUUCAUGAAAUCUACGGAGAAUGUUCUAGAGAUUCACACUCAAGAAACCCCACAGAAGAAUUGGGAACAAAGGGUUCUGAUGAAGAAAAAGAAGAAGAAAGCUGAUGUGAAAUUCUUCACUGAUAUUAUUCUGAUUACAAUACUUUUUUCAGUUCAACAAGUACUCAAUUAGGGCAAUUGUGAUGGAAUAGAAUUAAUGUUUUUAUGUGUAGCAAAAGAAAGUUUUCUUUCAGUUAUUAUCUCCUUUUAAGAUCAUGAGGAAUGUGAACCAUACUCGCUAGGAAGGAGGAAUAAGAUUAGGAUUGACCAAUGAGAGUUGCCCUAUGCGCAAACCAUACGAUUUACUUUGUUUAUAUGUUAACGGACUAUAGAUGGCUACAGGCUUUUUAGUGGAUCAACAGGCUGAACAAGAUACAAGCGACUGAAUUAGAAAUGUAUAUCAGAUCAUAAGAGGUUGAAUGUUUUCAGUACUCCAGAAAUUUUGAUAGGUCUGAAUGGGUUAUUUCGAUUUUUAUACGAUCAAUACUAAUUUAUAUAAUAUUAUUUAUAAUCACUUCGAAAAUAAAUGUUUUCUUGAA
Harmonia axyridis is the source of this 3128-nucleotide messenger RNA. Its product is annotated as intracellular protein transport protein USO1. Bases 199 to 2655 code for a protein of 818 amino acids. The transcript is spliced from 8 exons. The record is from RefSeq and is a predicted model, not a curated record. Lineage: Eukaryota; Metazoa; Arthropoda; Insecta; Coleoptera; Coccinellidae.